Messenger RNA from Lindgomyces ingoldianus, 1218 nucleotides. RefSeq lists its product as uncharacterized. The record is from RefSeq and is a predicted model, not a curated record. Bases 1 to 1218 code for a protein of 405 amino acids. Lineage: Eukaryota; Fungi; Ascomycota; Dothideomycetes; Pleosporales; Lindgomycetaceae. The transcript has 9 exons.
AUGAUGAAUAAGACAGACCUCAACACGAAUAGCCGUCUCGUUACAGCCACAUCCAUGGCGGAGAUCACUAUCCCUUGCACACAACUGAUUGCCGCUGCCGAUCCUCACACAAACUCCAAGCGUUCGGAGCUAGUGACGAAGUUGUGGAUUAGCAGGAGAAGUGUGAGAAGGCGGAAAAUGGAAAGACGAUUUUCAUGGGUCUUAGGGGGGCCGAGCAGAAGUUUGAAGAAAAGAAGGGCCCCUCAGGCUCCGGCAGACAACUAUGAUAAGCGUGACACAAUGUACACACUCACGCGUAGAAUUUGGAAACAAAUCACACAGUUAGCCAUUCAAAUUAUCAUAGAUCAUAUGCAUCGUUCGCCAAAUUUGCUGUGCCGCUUCCGUGGUGCAGUGAUUUAUGAUAUCUCCCUAUGCUUUCAUCCUGGUCCUUCACUUUCAUCACCCCAUAACGCGCCAGUGGCCCGUGCACAUUACAUUUACUCAGCUCAGCGCUGCGUUGCAAUAUAUAAGCGAGAGUGUUUCCCUAUCCUCCUCCUACUCUUCCCACGGACAUGUCUCUUUCAACGAGAGCAAUCUCCAACAAUGGGCUGCUCGCUGCUGGACACCAGCACUCCUUCUACACCUAUAGAUCCUCCCAUGACUAGCGCUACAUCUGCAGACAAGCCAUAUUCAAACAGAUUCGGAAUUGCGAUCAAGAAGAGAGCCUUUCACGUCUAUGGCCGACGGAAUUGUAACAAUGCAUCAAUUCAAUCCCAUGGCGGUACUGUGCUGUGCAAUGUCCUGCAUACCCUCCAUGCUCAAGGAAGCCUAGCUGUCUUGCCCUGGUUCGAAGAUCCCUGCUCCUCCUUAUCUAAAAUGGUCAACGGCAUGCGUUUAAUUAACGCCGACACCAUGCGGGCACCUCAGACGGUGUUUGCUAUGUGCUUUCUAGAGAGUAUAGAAGUACCACGGUAUCUCUGCUACGUAGUCUUCGCUUUUUCAGGCCCUGGAUGUUUUCCUUGGAACAGUGCAUGUAGAGCGGUCACAGAGCGGUCUUCCAGCUUCUUGAAGAGACCAAAAGUACCAGUGAGUACUCCCUCAACUUUUCGCAGCAUCUAUCCGAAAUUAGUAGUCACCUACGCCGUCAAAGAAGCAGCUCGGGAAAACCAUAAAACCGUUUGGUCUUGCGAGACAGUAGGGAGAGGAUGGAAGAUUAUGUGGGGCCAACGGCGAAUAUAG